Molecule: messenger RNA, 1429 nt
Organism: Linum trigynum
Lineage: Eukaryota; Viridiplantae; Streptophyta; Magnoliopsida; Malpighiales; Linaceae
Source: the annotation of a GenBank genome assembly
CACAAGAGACCUAGGCUCAUCCUUGAUUGUAGUUGUAGAGAACAAAUAUAAUCACCAUAUUUGGUGAAAACUUAGAAAGCCACAUAGAUUACCCAAGGCAAUAUUACUUAAAUCUGAGUGGUACCAAUGAACUUAAUUCCUUCUAUAGGAGUUUCGUACCUUUGAAUUUCAAUUGUCGCCUAAUAUGACCUUCAAUUGAAUGAACAUCUAUAGUCGAGUAUUUGUUCUCGAAGGAGGCGGCGAAUGAAGGGGAAAAUAAAAGUACAGAAAUGUUAGAUCAUUCCAACACUUUUUGCUGGUGGUGGUUUGGUAAUGGUUAAAAAACUUGUUGAGGCAAAUGUGUUAGGAAAAUCUAAAUUUGAGUAUUACUAUGUUUUAGUGUGAAAAAAGUGUCAUAUUAUCGCGUCAUUCUUCCGCACAAAAUGGGCUUCUCUUCUGGAUUUUCUGAACAACAGAAAGAAAAAGAAAAGCAGCAACAUUCCCCCACUGGAGAAUGAAUGAUGACACGACGGCGACCACCCAACCCAAAAUCCACUCUACCCGCCACCAUAAAUGGCACACAAUGCGCCAUCUCUUCUCUUUCUCCGAAUCAUACAAACUUCCUUCUCUCCCUUCAGUUGCCAAGAACAAGAAGAGACUCUGCCGCCGCGUGCACACUUGACUUCCCCCGUUUACUCGAUUCACCUCUCUUGAUCAUGGCGGUUAGAGGCAUUGUUUUGGCGCUGGUGUUGGCAAUGGCUGUGCUCCAUCAUGCCCAUGGAGCCGUUCACAAGGUCAGAGACUCCGCCGGCUGGACCACGAUUGGGAGCCCCGAUUACAAGCAGUGGGCUGUCACCAAGACCUUCCAGCUCGGCGACGUUAUCCAUUUCGAGUACAACCCACAAUUCCACAACGUGAUGAGAAUGACACACGCCAUGUACAGGGCCUGCAACGCCACAUCACCAUCAGCCACAUACACCACAGGGAACGAUUCCAUCACCAUAACCACCCGCGGCCACCACUACUUCAUCUGUGGAUUCACCGGCCACUGCCAGUCCGGCCAGAAGGUCGACAUCAACGUCCUCCCAACCACCACCACCGCCGCCGGUACACCUUCAUCAUCUCCCAUGGCCGCACCAACUCUGCCCUCUGCACAAUCCCCUGGCCCUUCUCCAAACACCGCUGCCUCGUCCAUGGCUUCCAUCGCCCUCGCUAAAGUUCUUCUCCUCGCCUUGGCCAUCCUCGGAUUCGCAUGAUUUUGGCGCCCAUCAGUCGAAGUGUGUACACUUUAGUUUAGUUCCCCACCUUCUCUCACAAUCGUUCUUUCUCUGUGUACUGAUAAUUGUUGGGUAUUAGCGGAAGUAAUGGUAAUUUAGGAUCAACACAAAGGAAACAAUUGGUGUUUAAUCACUCAAUUUAUGAUUCACUCAAACAAACAAGUCCUUAUUCA